CACACGUAAGUUGAGUCAAUUCACUUAUACACAUAUUGAUGCACGUAUGCAUUCGACUAAAUGGGUUCUAUGCUAUCCUAAGAGUAUUCCUGAUCAAGGAGUUUUCUUUCCAAAGCAUUGCACUAUUUAAUUGCACUCCUUCUGUCAUAGUGACUGGGCAGGUUUUACUAAUAUACGUCGGUCCACUGUUGGUAUUUGUGUGACGCUAGAAAAUUAGUUAAUUAUUUGAAGGUUGGACAAAAGAAAGAUUGUUUCUCUAUCCUUUGUUGAGGCAUAAUAUUGAGUCAUGUGACGUCAAAUGUAGUGUCUACCAAAUUUACUUGGUCCUAAGACCAGGAUUGUAUUCCCUCAUACCUCUCGCAAAACCCUUACUUCGGAAGUGAGGUACUCUAUUAAAGCAAAAAUAAUCAUCAAACUUGUAUCUAGGAUCUAGAAUUGUAGCAACUUCCAUCAUUCCAUGAAUGAUAUCCCAAUAAUAAUCAAACUUCUCCAACAUUCGUGUUGCCAUAUUUGCAAUAUAUGUAUCAGGAGAUAACACCCAUUGAUUCAAAGAAACCUUUAUCUCACAAACUUUGGGUCAAAAAAUAUUGGCAGUUGGAUAGGUAGAACUUGAAAACACUUAUGUGAUGUUGUAAAACAACUUCAACUUCUUACAAAUCUUUUCUGCCAUAAUCUACUCAUCUUCACUUGGCACGAUAGUAUAACCUGAAUCUCGUAGUCUCAACCAAGGAAAAACCUCUUUGUAAACCAAGGCAGUAGAAAGCAAAGUAGAAUUCCAACGAGUGCUACAAUCAAGAGCCAAUUCUUUUGAUUCAAUGUGUCUUUCACUCGCCAAUAAAGUGAAAUUUUGUCGUCUUUUUGGCGAAGCAAUCCAAUAGACAACACUAUCACGCACUUUCUCAAUACAAGUCUCGAUCAUUGAUAAUCCCUCAUGAACUGUUAAGUUUAUGAUAUGUGUUGCACAUCUCAUAUGAAAAAGAAAACCACCCAAGAGAAGUGAACUCGCUUGUAGCUUCUCUCCUAGAAGGGAUCUAACCAUUGCAUCAUUAGUAUUACAAUUAUCUAGAGAGGUGGCCGAUAGCUUGCUAUCGAUGUUCCAUGUAGUCAUACACUAAAAAACUACAUUACCGAGCACAACUUUUGUAUGAGGAGAGAGAACAUAGCAAAAUCUCAAAACUCAAUUAUGGAGACUCCAUGAAUCAUCAAUGUAGUGUGCAGUAACAACCAUAAACCCACGUUUAUUGUUGUUUGAGGUCCACAUGUCUAUUGUAAUGGCUACUCUACUACGGUUUCUCUCUAACUCCAUCAUAACAUGAGUCCUCCCUUCCUUAUAGAUCUUCAAGAUGUCACUUCUAACUGUGUUUCUUGAAAUCAUUUUGAAUGCAGGUUGAAGAGAGCUUACAAACUUUCUUACUUGUUAUAGUAAGGAAGAAAGACGGCUUACAGGCCAAAGUGCCAGUUCCCGCACUCCAGAAGCAAGCCAAAUUGAAAAAAGAAUCGAAUAUUAAUUGAUAAAAUAAUUUACUCCAAAGUCUGCGGCUCCUGGUGCAACAACAAGCACCUGAAACCCAUAGGCUAAGGCGUUUCUUAUAUAAUUAAUUAAAAAACCUUUCGCGCAGCUCAAGCUGACUUACUAGAAGAUUAUUAAAUCCUGCGACAUCUAUUGAAAUGCUUAGAUCAUCAGCCACAGUAAACGAAUCUUAGUAUUAUUAUUAAUAAUAUGAUAUCAGAUUGCUUGCUGCUUAUAGAUCAAUGCUGAGAUUAGACCAUUCACAAGAAUCCUUCUUUUCGUCGGUUUAUCAUAUGUUCGACCGUAGGGAGAAGAGCGAAGGGUGUCUGUCAAGUACUGGAUAUCCCUGUAAUUCUACCGAUGGGGAGAGAAAAAGCACAGAGGGUAGGAAGCACAGAGGUUCUGUCUUAGGGGCGAGGUACACCAACAUAAUUAACCACAACAAGUGGAAACUCGUGCAAGAUAAUCAUGUUAGCAAGAUCCCUUCUACUAUUCUCUUGGUCAAAGAUACAUGGACUCGAACUUCUACUAGCACCUAACUUCUUUCUCAACAAGUUAUACAAGUGCUUAAUCUUAAGACAUCUUCGCGAGUGCUUGUCUAAAUGAGUAGCUCCAUGCACAGCUGAAAGCAUUUUCUUGCAAUGUUGACAUUGAGCCUUUAACUCUCCCCUAAACAAUACUUUCUUAAGGCCUUUCCAUACAUGAGACCUCAAUUGUUUACUGCCAUUAGAAACUACUGUAGGAGCUUCACUAUUGCUUUCACCAGAAUCUGAAUGAGAAUUUUCAGGAACCUCAGAUAAUUCAAUGGUUUCAUCUAUUUCUGAAGCCAUUUUCACUUAACCUGAACAACAUAACAUACCAAUAUUACCACUAGUUUAUAGACAUAUGAAUAAAGGGAUGCAUUUCUAAUCUAAGAAGCAACUUGCAGUUUCAUAAGACACAUCAAAGAUAGCCAGAGAAACAAUUACGAACUCAAACUGAAAAAAGAGAACCCACAUCAUGAAUUAAACAACUUAACAUAUAUAUCAUAGCGGCAUAUCCAUAGGCUUCCGUUGCGAAAAUGCAAAUUCUAUCUUCUGUGAAUAGAAGUACCUGUAAGAGAUUAGCAAUAGUCUCAACAGUGGCUGUCUUGUUAAUCCUAGCGACUCAGUCUCAGCGCAUCCGCGAAGCUUCCUCUCGCCGUCGCCAACCCAUAUUCAAUUCCCGACACAACCCGGCGCCAACCGACUGAACCAACGCAAACCCAUAACCAAAGAUGAGACAAGUAAACAAAACCCAGAUGAACGAAAUCUUAGAGAGCGAGAUACAAGGGAAAAGCAGAACCGAGCAAACAGAGAGGGGACAAGAUCUAGAAGAGAAGAAGAGGGGGGGGGGACCUGGAGACUGAGACCAACACGAGAAGAGUGAGAGGUGGGUUUCUUUUUCUUUCUGUCCUUGUCCUUGUUUUCAGUUUCUGAAUGUGGGUUUAGCGUUUCCAGAUAAUCCACAUCCUCAGAAUUCAAUGGUGGGGAAAAGGAGAAGUUGGCGGCGUCGGGGCAGAUUGUCGCUGAUCGAUAAUCGAGAUUGCAGGUCGGUGGCGUCUUCGGGGCCGAUAGUUGCUGAUCGAGAAUCGGGAUGCAAGCGGGCAGCGGCGUCGGGAUACGAUGGUUUAGGUUAUUAGGUCGAACUGACCAUGGAUGAAAAGACCCGUUUGGGUCAUGUUUGAGCUUUUUUUUAAUUAAUUUUCUGGGCUUAUCUUGGACCCAAUUUAAUUGGAUGGGUAUGGGUCUGCUCCAAAACAAAAAAACCCAAAACCUAAUUUGACCCAAAAUCUAUUGGGUUUGGGUAAAACCCAGACCCUAAGACCCAUUUGACAUGCCUAAGUAAAUCUACACUACUAUAGAAGUGUGAGAGCAGAGAAGGAAAGUGCUUUCGAUACGGAGCAGCUUGAACACAAGAUCAAAUACACCCAAUUCAUUAUCAUACCGUUAAUAUAUAAUUUAUUAGGUGACUACUUCUAUUGACAUGUAUUUAUGUUCAGAGUUAAAUAUGAGUUGAUUGUUAAUUGUAAACGUUAUGGAUUGAAAACGUUAUGGAUUGAAGAAUUUCAUAAUUUUUUCUCACGUACUGAUAUUGUAUGUUAUAUUGGUUAAUCCAAUUAAUCAAAUCGAUUAAACUUU
Molecule: messenger RNA, 3669 nt
Organism: Linum trigynum
Lineage: Eukaryota; Viridiplantae; Streptophyta; Magnoliopsida; Malpighiales; Linaceae
Source: the annotation of a GenBank genome assembly